Molecule: messenger RNA, 363 nt
Organism: Erigeron canadensis
Lineage: Eukaryota; Viridiplantae; Streptophyta; Magnoliopsida; Asterales; Asteraceae
Product: seed leukoagglutinin-like
Exons: 3
Coding region: 1-363 (120 amino acids)
Molecular function (GO): carbohydrate binding
Source: RefSeq, a predicted model, not a curated record
AUGGGAUCGGUUGAAUCAAGUAAUGGGAGUUUACUCAUAACUCCGGCCAAUGGGCAGGAGAAUCAAAUUGGACGGCUUCUGUAUAAGAUUCCAGUCAUUGCUUGGCCCGCUAGCUUUGUAACUAUUUUUACUAUUAGAAUCGUGGUUGAUCCUCAGUCUAAAAUGUCCGGUGAUGGAAUGGCGUUUGUCAUUGCUCAAGAUGAUCAGCCUUCACCGCAAUUAAGUUAUGGUUCUUAUAUGGGGAUCCUUGGUCCUUCAGCACAAUGUGGAAUUCCUCGCCAACUCGCGGUAGAGCUAGACACAUACAAGAACGAGUUCGUGGGAACCGGUCAAGGUAAAGAGUCUAGGAAGUUUAGGGAUUGA